Molecule: messenger RNA, 2748 nt
Organism: Wasmannia auropunctata (little fire ant)
Lineage: Eukaryota; Metazoa; Arthropoda; Insecta; Hymenoptera; Formicidae
Exons: 3
Coding region: 304-2520 (738 amino acids)
Biological process (GO): transcription initiation at RNA polymerase III promoter
Cellular component (GO): transcription factor TFIIIC complex
Molecular function (GO): histone acetyltransferase activity
Source: RefSeq, a predicted model, not a curated record
GGACUCUAGUACCAGGCUGUAUAGCUCCUCGUGGGUAGUCAUUUUUAGAAGAUGUAAAUUUUGUAAUGGCUCGAAUAUCGCGAAGAAAUUUGCCGAAUUUGUUGCGCACCUGUGCUGGCUGUGCUUAGCGUUCAAUUACACAGAACUUCAGAAUUUGAUCGUCAUGACCCUUGUUUGAAGGCUAGUGCCAUAAAAAAAAAAGUAGAAGACGAACGCGAUGUUUUCGAGAUAUAUCUUUUUAUAAAAUGAUAUAUAUCUGUUUUAUUAAAUUGAGUAUUAUUUAAUAAAAUUGAAUGAUAUAUAAUGGAAACAGAAGAACUUUGUAGCGUAAAUAUUUCUCCGUUUGUGACGAGUCCGUUCGCGACACAAUGGUCAUCUGAUAAUCAGAUUUCUAUAAUUACGGACAAGGGCGUCCACGUGCUCGAGUUAGAACCUUCGCCUAUGUCGCCGAAUCCAGUCUUCAAGUUUGCUCGUUCUUUCAUAUAUCCUCCCGACAUUUUGGCAACAAGUACAUUUAUAGAUGAAGCAGACUCUUUGAUAUGGAAUCUGAUGCGUGAAGAGAUUUAUUCACUUCUCAUGGAUGAUAUAAUCAUGCCGAAAUUAGACGGAGUAAUUGAUAAGUUCCCUAGAAUAGUCAAGGCAAUGUGGUCUCCAAAAAAUUUGAUCUCCCCUAGUCAAUGCGUAUUAGCAAUAUUAAAUUCGGCAGGUGCGAUUGAAUUGCUGCAUAAAGUUUCCAACAAUUGGUACUCCAUAUGUGAUGUUUCAUCCCUUCGAUUAAAAAUUAUACAAAAUGAAAUAAAAAGUAAUCUUAAUAAAUGUAAUUUUUAUAAAAAAUCAAGUAAUCAAAGUGCAAAGUUAGCUGAGAACAUAAAGAAAUUGCAAGCUUGUUCUAUGACAUGGAGCAAACUUUUCAAAACAGAAGAAACUUCCUUUGCAUAUCUCUCCGUAGCUUAUCGUAGUGGCGAUAUAUUGAUUUGGAAGAUUCCCAGAAUAUCAAAUUUUAUAAAAAGCAUUGAACCUGUGUAUUUCGGUGUAAUAGAUUUAAACAGUACAUCAAAAAUUAAUGUAUUAUGUUGGAUUACUAUUAAUGCUAACGAACAUCUGAUGAUUGUUGGAUACCUUGACGGUAGAAUAUGUAGUGUAAAGUUAACAGAUAAGAAUAAUGAUUUGCAAAUAGUAUCGAUUGAAACAUAUAUUGAUUCUGAUCAUAUAGCAGUUAAUUAUUUAUACAUGAUUUCUCAAGAUGAAUCAAAUAUAAAGAUUCUUGCCAUUAAAGGUUCUUUUAUUUUGUUGCUAUCUAUAAAUUCGGCAGGAGAAUUGAAUAAUAUGCGACACAUACCUGUACAAGGGCUUAUUACAGGUAUAAGUCCUAUUAUUGCUGAGCAAUUCUUGGUCACCACGCAGAAUAGUCAUACUUUCAUCAUUGAUACACAAUCGAACGAUUUAGUUUAUAUUAAUAUUAAAAAUCAUUUACCACAGACACGUGUCCAAUAUUUCGGGCUUGCUCAUUCGCCAAAUAAAGUAAUAUUUGUAAAUAUAACCAGUCCAAAUACGGUAUAUGAUCAUUUAGUGACGAGAGAACCAAGUAUAGUGCAUAUGUUCACUUUAAGAGGUAUAUGCGAUCCAUUAUCUAUUAUUAAUAAUAGCGCAAAUCUCGGAAGCAUCUGGGAUUGUAUGGAAGUUCUUAGACUGAAAGCUGCCAAGGCGAAGGACCCGUGUACGGUACUUUGUCCAAUUCCGAAGAAGCUCGAGUCGCUGUCACUUUACAAACUGCAAGUAUCAAUGUGGAUGACAGUAAUAAUGAACGUGUGCACAACAAAGAAACCAAUGCCGAAUAUCGAUCACAUAAGAGAGUCUAAUAUAACGGCACUUCCGUUAAUUUUUGUACAUUCCGCUUGUACGUAUCUCGAAAAUUUGUUGGAGAAGAACAUACUGUCGGAGACUCAGAUAUUUACCGUGUUCUUGUUAAGAAAGUAUCUGGAAAUAUAUGAAGGUGUACCGUCGACUGAGGAUUCAAAGAACGAAAAAAUAAAUCAACGCAUUCGAGAUAUACUGAAUAAGACCACAUUCUAUUCGAAUCAAAUUGAGAAGUGCAAUCUAUGUAACGAAACGAUAGACGGAAUGUGGCACGUUAGAGAGUGUCCGCGAGGACACAAGUUACCUAGAUGUUGCAUGACAUUAUUGCAGAUAAUGCUGUUGGAAUAUCGUGUCUGUCCGAUAUGUGGCCAAAUCUUUCAUCCGUGUUUGGAAGACGUGUACGAGGAGCCGCAAUGUCAGUUCUGCGAUGUACCUGUUUUACGCAGCUCGUAUGAUUUUGAUGCAAAAAAUUCAAAAUUGUACGGGAGGAAUUUGUCACUACCGCGAAUUAGCGACAUUGCAGAAUUGUCGAAAGAUCCGGAAUCAGAAGAGCCAUCCGAUAAGCAAAGACCAAGUAAAUGGAAUACGUCACACACAUAUUCUGUAAUUGUGAACGAUGAUGAUGAGUCGGGUAAAAUUACGGAAAAAUGGGAGGAAUUUUAAUUGUUAUAUUAGACAUUAAAUUAAUAUCUAAUGCCUAUAUAUAAGAAUAUGUUUAUAUUUACGCGUGUAUUUAUUUUCAUCAUUGUAGAUAGUUUCUACAUAAUUACAUAUUAUGAAUUAGGAUUCUAAUUUUGGCGUGGAAAGAGAUAUAUUUUUGAACUAGGUAUAUUUAGAACUGUAUUGACGUAGGUUGUAGAGAAAUGAAAUAAUUAAAAGUUUUGUCAUUAA